UCUCUCUCUCCCCCUCUCUUCAUUAGCUCUGACAGCUAAACGUGUUCCCUGGGUUAAGUGGGUUUCUUUCUGCUCCUUGCUCUCCUACCUGAGACCUGAGCCGGUGAGCUGACGAGACAGAAGGGAGUUUUGUUCGGUAAAGGAGAUUUAAAACCAACCUAAAGUGACUGGAUUAUAGCUUCAGGAAUUCGUCUAUAGGAGAGACUCUUCCAUCAAACAGGUGAGCCAUGACAUCAUUGCUGAUACUGUGUUUGUGCCUCCGGGUAAUCUCAGCUACAUGGUCUUUUCAGGAUUAUGUAUAUACUGAACCUGAAAGUACCCUCAGUGUCAGCAUUCCUACUGAGCAACCUCUCCGUUCCUUAAUGGGGGACACGCUGGUCCUACCCUGCUUUUUCCAGGAUAACACAGUCCACGACCCUGGAGCUCCCACCAUAGCACCUCUCUCUCAUCGCAUCAAAUGGAGCCUCAUUACCAAAGAGAAGACCACAGACAUUCUGGUGGCCUCUGAGGGCGUGGUGGCAGUCACCGAUAAGUAUAUGGACAGGGUGACCAUGGUAGGAUACCCCAUGACCCCCACUGAUGCCUCCAUUAAGAUCACAGAGCUGCUCUCUAAUGACUCAGGAAUCUAUCGCUGUGAGGUCAUGCACGGAAUCGAAGACAACCAUGAUACCAUUGAUGUCCAGGUGCAAGGUAUCGUGUUCCAUUACCGCGCCAUCACCAGCCGUUACACUCUGACGUUUGAGAAGGCAAAGGCAGCUUGUAUUCAGAACAGUGCUGUGAUCGCCACUCCAGAGCAGCUGCAGGCAGCUUAUGAUGAGGGCUACCACCAGUGUGAUGCAGGCUGGCUCGCUGACCAGACUGUCAGGUAUCCCAUCCACGAUCCCCGAGAGGCUUGCUAUGGUGACAAGUAUGAACUUCCAGGGGUCAGAACGUAUGGUGUGAGGGACACAAAUGAGACUUAUGAUGUGUACUGCUUUGCUGAAAAGAUGACAGGAAGGGUGUUCUAUUCAAUGUCGCCUAAAAAGUUCACGUUUACUGAAGCUAAGGCCCAGUGUGCUAAACUAGGCGCUAAGUUAGCCACCACUGGCCAGCUGUACCUGGCCUGGAAGGCUGGUAUGGAUGUAUGUAACGCAGGCUGGCUGGCAGACCAGAGUGUCCGCUAUCCCAUCAAUAUCGCCCGGCCCCAGUGUGGGGGAGGUCUGCUGGGAGUGCGAACUGUGUACCGCUUUCCCAAUCAGACAGGCUACCCUCUGCCAGACUCACGCUAUGAUGCUAUCUGUUACACAGAAGAAGAUGAAGAAGGUUCAGCCCUACCUGACAUAUACCCAGAUAUACAGACGACCACAGAGGCAGGAAGUGGCACGCUAAGCGUGGGCAUAGUGACAGACCGCCCCCAGGAAUUUGUCAAGCACACCUCCACUGAGAGUGAGCUGCUAGGCAAGGUUGUGACCCACAAACCUCUCACCACCACUGCUGAUUUCACGUACGUAGAGCAGAACGUCACCCAGCUGCCCCUGUUGCCACCACCCAGCGCCACAGAGGACAGUACUGACCUCAUAGAGGGAGUGACCGCUCGACCUGACCUUGAAUUGGAAAUUCGCCAUGAAAAUAUAACUGAUGCUCUGAUGUCUCCUACUGGUGUUGUGUUCCACUACAGAAUAGGCUCCAGGCGCUAUUCACUCACCUUUGUUGAGGCUCAGUUGGCUUGCCAGAAUAUCGGCGCAGUGAUUGCCAGUCCCCGGCAGCUACAUGCCGCCUAUGAAGCUGGCUACCACCAGUGUGAUGCAGGCUGGCUGCUUGACCAGACUGUCAGGUACCCUAUUGUGUCCCCACGUGAGAAAUGUUCUGGUGAUUUGGAGCACUUGCCCGGUGUGAGGUCUUAUGGACUACGGCCUGCCAGUGAGCGCUAUGAUGUGUACUGCUACAUGGACAAACCGAGAGGAGACGUUUUCCAUGCAAGUUCAUUCGAGGGAUUCACAUACGAUGAAGCAGUGGCUUACUGCCAGGGUCAGAACGCUUCUUUGGCCUCCACAGCCGAUCUGCAUGCAGCCUGGAAGCAGGGCUUUGAUAAGUGCCGUGCUGGCUGGCUCAUCGACCGCAGCGUUCGCUACCCCAUUAAUAACCCCCGGCCCGAGUGCGGAGGAGGAAAAUCUGGCAUCCACACAGUCUAUGCCUUCCCCAACCAGAUAGGCUAUCCUGAUGUGCACUCCAAAUUUGAUGCUUAUUGCGUUAAAGUUGAUCUCCACUUGUAUCUCAAUGAGACUGUGAUGAAUGUGACAGUGAUAGAAGAGGAGAUAGUAAACCUGACCAUCAUACCUGGCCUUCAUAGUCAAGUGAGCCCCUCCAUUGCUCCCCCUAUCCCCAUGGAGCCCUCUGGUUCUGGCUCUGCAGGCCUAACAAGUGGAUUCUCUGGUGAUGCAUUGGCUAGCGGUAGUGGGGAACAACCUAGUGGAAGUGGAGAGCAGCCUAGUGGAAGCGGGGAGCAGCCUAGUGGAAGUGGAGAGCAACCUAGUGGAACCGGGGAGCAGCCUAGUGGAAGUGGAGAGCAGCCUAGUGAAACUGGGGAGCAGCUUAGUGGAAGUGGAGAGCAGCCUAGUGGCAGUGGAGAGCAGCCUAGUGGAACUGGGGAGCAGCUUAGUGGAAGUGGAGAGCAACCUAGUGGAAGUGGGGAGCAGCUUAGUGGAAGUGGAGAGCAACCUAGUGGAACCGGGGAGCAGCCUAGUGGAAAUGGAGAGCAGCCUAGUGGAAGUGGAGAGCAGCCUAGUGGCAGUGGAGAGCAGCCUAGUGGAAGCAGGGAGCAGCCUAGUGGAAGUGGGGAGCCCCCUAGUGGGGUGUCAGGCAUAGGAGAAGACCUUUCAGGAUCUGGGCUCAGUGGAGACGUUGGCUCAGGCCGAAGCGGUGAUGGCUCAGAUAUAUUUGUGAUCUUCUCAGGAAGUGAUUCCAUCCUGUCUGGGGAUGGAUCAGCUUCAGGGACACCUCAGGAAGCUGAAGAAGGCAGCACAGACAUCCUCACUUUCAUCCCAGGCCUGGGAUCGGGCUUCUUCAGUGGGGAAUGGUCAGGAUCAGGAAGCGGUUUGGGUCUCGGCUCAGAGGAGAGUGGUUCUACAUCAGACCAGUUCAGCAGUUCAGGAGAGAGCGACGAGAGUGGAGGACUUUCCGGCAUCUCUUCAGGACUGGGCUCCAGUGAGGAGUUCUCCGGAUUCAGUGGCUUUCCAUCGGGCUUGCUUCCUUCUGGGGACUACAGUGGUUUCUCUGGGCUCACCAGCAGCAGCAAUGGAAUUAUCAUGAUGAAUGGCGAGUGGUUGGAAAGGUCCACUCCCCUGAACCUUACAGCUCAGGAGCUGGGUGGAGCACAGGUGGAUUUCAGUGGGUCUGGAGAUCAUUCAGGGUAUGUAGAUUUAUCGGGGUCUGGAGUAAGUGGCACUUUUACUGCGAUCAGUGGUGACAUCAGUGGUGACCUCAGUGGUGACCUCAGUGGCUCUGGGAGUGGCUCUGGAUUUCCUGGAGUCACCUUGUUGGGAUCAGGUUUCACAGACCUCACAGGCCAGCCCAGUGGAGAACAAGAGGCUUCUGGGAUUUUGGUGUAUGGAUCAGGAGAGGGGAGCGGAUUUGUUUCUGGGACCUCUGGAGACACAUCGGGAGCAUCAGCCAGUGGGGAUGUACCAUUAUUAUUUACUAAUGCUAGCUUGGUAGAUGCUUCUGUCAAACUUACCCAAAGCCAGGAGGCUGACAAAGGCCCCAUAGAGGUCAGUGGAAGUGGGAGCGGGAGUGGACUAUCUUCAGGCAGUGGAGACCACCACACUGCAAUUGAUACUAGAAUCCACCAUGCUUCAGCCAGUGGAGAACGAUCAGAGGUUCUUUCAAAUGAUAUUCCAACAGGCCUACAGCUAGCUCCAUCAGGACUGCUUAGUGACACUGCAGGACCACUGGAGGGUCUAUCAGAACCUAGUGAAAUUAUCUGGAAAUCUCAUUCCACAACGCCUGCACCUGUAGCUGCUACCACUACUGAACCUUCGUUCCCUCUACAAACCCCGGCUGUCAUUGAGAUGCCUGCCAUGGAGAAUGUUGCUGUGGACCCAUGUAACCCAAACCCCUGUGGUCCUGGCUCAUGUUCUGUACAGGAUGGGGUCGGCUUGUGUCACUGCCCACCUGGACUGAUGGGCAACGAGUGUCAGUUUGAGGUUGAUGUGUGCCAUUCAAACCCUUGCGCCAAUGGAGCCACGUGUGUGGAGGUAGAGGACGCUUUCAAAUGCUUAUGCCUGCCCAGCUAUGGAGGGGAUCGCUGUGAGAUCGAUGUAGAAAAGUGUGAGGAGGGCUGGACUAAAUUUCAGGGUAACUGUUACUUGCACUUCUUGGAGAGGGAGACCUGGGAGGAUGCGGAGCAGCACUGCAGAAGCCUUGGAGCUCACCUAGUCAGCAUCACCAAUCGAGAAGAACAGUUUUUUGUCAACUCCCAUGCUCAGGACUACCAGUGGAUUGGACUAAAUGAUAAGACAUUUGAGAAUGACUUCCAGUGGUCAGAUGGAACCCCGGUGCAAUAUGAGAACUGGAGGCCUAAUCAGCCAGAUAAUUAUUUCAACUCUGGUGAAAACUGCGUGGUCAUGAUCUGGCAUGAAAAUGGCCAAUGGAAUGAUGUCCCUUGCAACUACCAUCUUCCAUUUACAUGUAAAACUGGCCCAGUCACAUGCGGCCAGCCUCCUGAAGUGAAGAAUGCCAGGAUGUUCGGGAAUAAGAAGGAGCGCUAUCAGGUCAACUCUGUGAUCAGAUAUCAGUGCAAUGAAGGUUUCCGUCAGCGCCACCUGCCUGUGGUCCGCUGCAUGGCAGAUGGACACUGGCAGAAGCCACAAGUGGAAUGUAUAGCCCAAAUCAAACGUGGACUACUAAAGAGAUUCAUCCAGCGUCAGUCUGCCAGAAGAACGUCAUUGGAAAAGCACCUCUCAUGAGCUAAGACGAGAUAGUUAAGAGAUUUUUUAAAGAAGCUAUUUUCUGAGGCCCUGAAUUAAGAUUAAGUUUUGUAUUAGAAAUUCUCCCCAUCCUGUACAUACUGUCACCACCCACAUUAUAAUAUACUGGUUUGAGCAUCACUCAUUAACAGUACAGUCAUCUGUUUUGUUAUUAUUAUUUUUUUCACCUCACCUAACAGUUCACUUUAUUUAUGAAAGUAGUACUAUUUCCAUAGUUAGUGUAAUUGGAUCGCCAUGCUUGCAUCUGAACAAGUCACAAGAUUUCAGAGACUUGGCCUUGUAGGUUCAUUCCAGACCUUUUCAGGCAUUCUUCAGUGUGUCUCCAAAUAUCUGUUUAGUUUUACAAAACCUUCCAGAGACGGAUCUUUCAUCCAGACUGUCUGGAAUUUUGUGGUGAAACAGAAAAGCUAAGAACUUGAUGCGGCCCGAGCGAGUGCAGUCCUCCGUCUGAGAGGGACACUGGAGUGAGUUUCUUGUUUUCUUCCUUGAACACCAUAAUAUCGUAGCAAGUUGCAAAGAUUUUACAGCACUUACAGUAUACAGGCUAGUAUAUGAACAACAAAACAACAUUUUGAAGUAUUAUUUUCAUCUGUAGUCUAUUAGGAUGGAUAGCAAAUUCAGACAUAUUCAUAGCCAUAAUGGAGAAGAGGUUUACACACAGCUAAUUUAUUUUUACGUAACCAUACAAAUUAUGAAAGAUCAUAAAAAUAUUGCUUUUUCUGGUAGUUCUGAUAGACAUUAUAAUGUGAAAUUAGAUAUAUUUAUUGAUUUCUCAAAAUUAUCUAGCAGUUUUUCCAUCUGUUUAGGGCCAGCAUAUUCAGACAUGAAAAGCUUACAAAAUAUAUUGCACUUUAUAUAUAAAGAUUACAAAGUAAUGCACUGAAUUUAAUUGAUUCAAAUAUGAACAUAAUUAACACAUGAAUAAAAUAUAUUACAUGAACACUAGAGAUGGCAAGAUACCAUUUUUUCUUUUCCAGUUUUGAAACCUUCAGUAUCUACCAAUACUGAUCUGAUAUUCUUAAAUUCUCAAUAUUAUUAUUAUUAUUAAGCUACUCAAGCACUCAGGCAUGUGCUUGAGCCCAUACACUUAUAAUAAUAAUAAUAAUAAUACCUUCCUGGUUGGCAUACAUAAUGAUUAUAUAAUAUAUAGCUUCACCCCCGGGUUGGCUCGUUUCACGAGAUUCAGGGCUCUUGUGCACCCCCUCUAGUGCGGUGCCGACUACCUAUGGAUUUUGUCUCAGUCAGCUCCAACCUGUCAUAGAUACAUGCAUGUUAAAAGGCCCAUAUUCAUUACACAUUAAUCUGUUUUAUUUUUCCCUGAGGUCCACUUAUAACAUUUAUCAUUCAUUUUUACAUGACCAAACCUUUCUAUACUCCUUGUAUUAAACAGGCUAUAUAUUUUUUUUACUGUGCUUUAAUUGAUAUAUGUAAAUGAGUUGUGUUCUGAUUGG
Colossoma macropomum (tambaqui) is the source of this 6415-nucleotide messenger RNA. RefSeq names its product aggrecan a (gene acana). Gene Ontology annotation, biological process: cell adhesion. The record is from RefSeq and is a predicted model, not a curated record. Gene Ontology annotation, molecular function: calcium ion binding; hyaluronic acid binding. NCBI's taxonomy places the organism in Eukaryota, Metazoa, Chordata, Actinopteri, Characiformes, Serrasalmidae.